Messenger RNA from Cheilinus undulatus (humphead wrasse), 1419 nucleotides. RefSeq lists its product as uncharacterized. NCBI's taxonomy places the organism in Eukaryota, Metazoa, Chordata, Actinopteri, Labriformes, Labridae. Gene Ontology annotation, biological process: proteolysis. The transcript is spliced from 7 exons. The record is from RefSeq and is a predicted model, not a curated record. Gene Ontology annotation, molecular function: serine-type endopeptidase activity. The coding region runs from base 198 to 1130 and encodes 310 amino acids.
UUAACUGGAAACCCUAGUUGGGCAUACCUGGAUUCGUAUGUUGUCGACGGAGAAACUUACGGAAAGCGGGGUUUAAUCAGAAUAUGUAACUUUUUAAAAUUUCUUGUGACCUCCUGCUCCAGUUUAAGUCUGCAGACAUUGGCUUGUAUAUCAGAAAACAAUCGCCAAAACUGUGUUAAGCGUCUACAGCUGCUAAAAUGUCGCCAAAAAUAAUUUUUUAUGCUACAAUUUGGUGCUUAACAGGUGUGUUAGCCUCCCACGCCCAACAAUGUGGCCGAGCUCCGUUGUUGGAGAACAGGAUAGUUGGAGGGUACGACGCCGCGGAGGGGGCUUGGCCGUGGCAGGUGGAUAUAACGACGCAGACAGACAUUUCUCGUCAUAUCUGCGGUGGCUCCAUCAUCACAAGGACCUGGGUCCUAUCAGCUGCUCACUGUUUCCCCAAUCCGUCAGACGUGGGAUCAUAUUUGCUCUACGCAGGCCGCUACCAGCUCAAUGGCUACAAUUUCCACGAGUCAUCGCAUCGUGUAAAGCAGGUGGUGAUUCCAAACGGUUACGUAGAGCCUCACAGUGGGAAGGAUGUGGCACUGGUGGAGCUGUCCACCCCUGUCACCUGGUCAGAUCAUGUCCGUCCGGUGUGCCUGCCCAACUCUGGCACCCUGUUCCCCGGUGGGAUGCUGUGCUACGUCACCGGCUGGGGAAACAUACGCGAUGAUGUCCCUCUGGGUGGAGUGGGGACUCUGCAGGAGGUGCAGGUGCCGAUCAUCUCUCAAGGUUCAUGUCAGGAGAUGUACCGGACGCACCCAACGGAGCCAGUGGACAUCUUGCAUGACAUGAUCUGUGCUGGAUUCCAGGAGGGUGGCAAGGACUCCUGCCAGGGGGAUUCUGGAGGGCCGCUCGUUUGCCAGAUGGUCAAUGGGACCUGGGUGCAGGCUGGGGUGGUGAGCUUUGGACUGGGUUGUGCUCACCCAAACCAGCCAGGUGUGUAUGCCAGAGUGACGAGCUACUCUGGCUUCAUCAGCGACACCAUACCAGACAUAAGCCUGUAUGGCCGAGCGGAUCAGAACUGGCCCUGGAGUGCUGCUGUGUUUUUCAGCUGUCUGUCCACUCUACUGCUUCAGCUUCAGAGAUAAGAUCAUGUAAAAGCCGGAGGUAGAUCACGCAGCAGGCCAAAAUGAAGGAGCAUAGUAAUAAUGUUUGACUUAAGUCCAAAGUUUUUCAACAGUCUAACUCAUAAAACUGUACCUGAUGUGCACAUGGAGCCAUAAUGAACACGAACAGUAGUAUAACCUUUAAUUUUAGAAAUUUAACUAUGUAUUCUGAGCUUUGAUUCAAAGUAGCUUUGAAAGGUUUGUAUUUUAAAUCAGAAUUAUAAGCUGAAUAAAUUAUGUUUUCUGUAUUUGAAAUAAAUUGUUAAUUUGA